AUGGCUGAUAUACUCAAGGACGAUAUUAUAAAAGACGAAGCGAAUAUGAAGUGGCAUUUACGUAUUCUGAACAGAUCCAAGAAAGUCAAAAGGAGUGUCUUCCGAGCUUUAAGUCGUACUCAGUCAUCUAUGAGAGAUGCUUUUCAUGCUACUUCGUUCCGUAUGAGCCGGAUAGGCUCAGAACGAUAUAACCGGUCGUUAAGUCGAAGCGUAACGAUGGGAGUUAGAGCAGCCGCAUCUAUCUCUGAACAAUCUCGUGCCAUCGUACAACACCCAAGUUUUGACUGGGGGGUGCUGUUGGCUGUUACAGUUAACGCGGUUGUUUUAUGUUUGUACAGGUAUGGCAUGUCGAAGGAUCUCUUCUAUACAGUCUGUAUCCACAUUGCUGUUUGGUUCUUGCUUUUCACUUUGCUGGCCCUUAACUUGACAACUUUAGAUGGCAUUCAAGCUGUGCUUCUUGUCACUUUUGCCGCCGAGUUGCUACUGCGAUUUCUUGCUUACGGCCCGCCCACAUUUUACGAGGACAAGAUGAACAUGGUAGAUCUGGUUGUUGUAGCGGUCUCUGCUGGAGCUCUGGUUUCACGAGCGUAUCCAAAUAUCAGCGCGUUUCGAAUUAUGCGAUGGUUCUACCUGUCAAAGAAAUACGUUGACAAGCAUCCUUCAGUUGUGUAUUAUACGUUUGCGGAUGGCUAUCCUCGUGCACACCACGAUUCUAUGCUCCAGACUAUGCUUCUGUGGUUCUCGGUAACUACCGCUGAAGGCUGGCCGAAUCAAAUGUGGAACUCCAUGCGACCCGGGACAGAGCACAUGAGGUUGAUCAGGCGCAUGCAAAGCAGAGUUUUCACGAGAAGUGGAAGCUGGGUUGUUGGUGCGGUCGAAGGAAUGAAAACAGGUCUUGGAAAUCUUGCGUAUCGAGUUCUAAGCAUGAACGUUAGACCUGUGAAAACGCAAAGCAAGAAGCAAAAACAUCGUUCUCGACGCAAGGACCGGGACUCUGGCAAAGGACAGGAUAAUCUGGAGGCAGUGUCUACUGCAGCUGCAGAGCAAACCAGUGCCAGCUCGACUGAGCCGCAAAGACGACGCAGCCGGAAUUCUCAGAUUUUGCAAGCUUCUGGAUUUCCCCCUAACAUCGGAGAGAAGCGAGGGUCGAGAACUGCACUUGAGGAUGCUGUGUUAACUCUUGCCGACAUCACUAAGCCUCCGUCCUUCAAAUCUCCCAGCUUGCUUCUUAGCAGAGACAUGAGCAGAAAAGGCUCGGGCAAAAGGCAGUCGUUCCAGUUAUCGGACUAUGAACAGCUUGAAAAGAACAUCGACAGCAUCGAAAGGCCAUGGUACCUGCACGAAGGCUCUCUUCUCUUGUUCGGAGAGAAGAGUCACCUGAGAAAGCAUUGCAAAGCUAUCGUCGAGAGCAAGUGGUGGGAAUGGUUUUCUAUAGCUUGGGUUGGCAUAGGUACGUGGAUUGUCAUCGAGAUGCGGGCAACUGGGGAGCCGGUUUUCAUGCUGGAACUGCUGCUCAAGGUUAUAGCCAACGGUUUUAUGUUCUCGCCGGAUGCCGUUCUAAACGACCCCUACAACAUCCUCGAUAUUUUCAUUGUUAUCAUCGACGCGGUCAACCUUGCCACCUGGGGUGAGAAAUCCAGAAGAGCUGUUCAUGCCUUGACGGCAUUGCGGCCAUUCCGCUUCAUCAGUAGGAUCAGUGGACUGCGCUCCUUAAUGUCCAACCUGGUCAAGACGCUUCCUGCCAUCAUAGCUGUGCUGCUAUUCACAUUUAUGCUCUUCGUGACUUUCGGCUCCAUCGGGAUCCAGCUCUUUCGAGGUCGUCUCUACUUUUGCAACGACAGCAAAAUAUCUCAUCGAGCCUAUUGCACCGGGCACUACUACAACAAUGUUGGCGUUUACUCUCCGCGGGCCUGGGUAAAUCCGAACUUCCACUUUGACGACAUUGGUAAUGCUUUUCUCUCUUUAUUCGUCUGCUCUACCUUCGACAAUUGGGUAACGAAUUGGCUGUAUCCAGUAAUGGAUAUUGUUGGUGAAAACAAGCAGCCGCAACGGGACAACAGCCCGGCUUAUGCCUUGUACUUCGUGGCGUUCUGCGUUUGCGGAGGAUUUUUUAUCAUCAGGGUGUUCAUCGGAGUUUUUAUAAACGAGUUUGGAAAGAAUUCUGGGUCGCUGCUCUUGACGGAGAGGCAGAAGCUAUGGCGGGACAUGAACCGUAUUAUUCAGAAGCUAAAACCAGGGGCACUGCCACGACCACCGAAGAACUAUAUCAGAAAGCUGUGCUUCUAUGCGAUCCGGAACCGGCAUUACCAGAACACUAUGAUUGUUUGCCUCCUUGGUUACUCUGGACUCUUGGCUACGAACUAUGCCGGCCAACCAGCGUAUGUAUCCAAUCGCCGCCAGAAAGCUCAUUGCGCGCUCACUGCGUACUUUUUGGUCGAGUCAUUGACCAAGUUUCUCGGCGACGAGUUUAGAGUUUACAGAUACGAGUAUUCAAGACACAUAGAGGCUGUGAUUUCCAUCUUAGCAGGGGCGGGAUUGAUGGGAUUGAAGGGAACACCCAGGGGUUAUGUUGGCCGGUUUGCUUACAUUGCUCGAGUGUUUUGCAUCAUUCCUCACGUACCAAGAGCUCGGGUCAUUAUGAGAGUGAUGUUCAUAUGCUGCCCGACUAUAGGAGAGAUCAUGGCUCUUCUGGGGAUUUUCCUCUUCUUGUUCGCUGGAAUCGGUUUCCAGAUGUUCAGCCAAGUUGCGGAUGGAGCUUGUAUUGGUCCCCUGGUAACGACGCUUGACAACUGGUCGUGCAUUAUGGCCGACGCGAUGCUGGGUACUCCAAAAUGUACCGAUGGCAACACCAUGCUGAAGAACGACUGUGGUUAUCCUUUUGCGGGAGUGAUAUACUUCGUUUGCUUGAUCGUGGUGGCAAGCCACAUCUUCAUGAACCUGUUUGUAGCCGUGAUUCUCGAUGCCAUCACUUUUGGAUUGGUGAACGAGAAUUCAAUGGUGACGCCGGAGCACCUUCUCGCGUUUAAGUCUCUAUGGGCUGAAUUGCCUUUCGAUCCCGAGUACCUGAGGAUCGAGUUCGAGGUCAUGAGCUUCCGGGUUCCAGACAAAGGGAUUCCUUUCAAGCAGCUGCUAGAAACUUUGACGCUUUACAAGAUCGGACCCACAGGUCUACCGCUCACUUUACGCAUCGAAAGAGAGAAGCGCAUCCAAGACGUGUAUAUCCGCGGCGCGACCACGAAAGUCCAGGCACUUGUGCGGGGAUUUCUAGUAAGGAGGCGAGCUGCCCGGGCUAGAGGAGAAGAAUUUGAGGGAGGAUUUCCGUUGCUCAGAGACGAUCAAAGCGGUGGAAACGAAGAACCGCAACAAGAUGAACAGCAAGAACAGCAACUAAGAAGCAAAUCCAUGCUCGUGGAAGAAGAAGGAAGUUAG
Molecule: messenger RNA, 3429 nt
Organism: Selaginella moellendorffii
Lineage: Eukaryota; Viridiplantae; Streptophyta; Lycopodiopsida; Selaginellales; Selaginellaceae
Product: voltage-dependent L-type calcium channel subunit alpha-1S-like
Exons: 9
Coding region: 1-3429 (1142 amino acids)
Biological process (GO): calcium ion import across plasma membrane
Cellular component (GO): voltage-gated calcium channel complex; membrane
Molecular function (GO): high voltage-gated calcium channel activity; protein binding
Source: RefSeq, a predicted model, not a curated record